This is a messenger RNA of Bipolaris victoriae FI3, 2040 nucleotides long. RefSeq lists its product as hypothetical. Bases 1 to 2040 code for a protein of 679 amino acids. Gene Ontology annotation, molecular function: RNA polymerase II transcription regulatory region sequence-specific DNA binding; DNA-binding transcription factor activity. The record is from RefSeq and is a predicted model, not a curated record. The transcript is spliced from 3 exons. NCBI's taxonomy places the organism in Eukaryota, Fungi, Ascomycota, Dothideomycetes, Pleosporales, Pleosporaceae. Gene Ontology annotation, cellular component: nucleus. Gene Ontology annotation, biological process: cellular response to starvation.
AUGACUGCCUCAGACGCCGAAGAUGCCUCUCCCUCGCCCGAGUACCGGAGCGAUUUGGACGACGACAUGGCUGCUGAACAGAAUGCUGACCGCCAGUCUGGCGGCACCUCGCCUGUCCAGAAGCCCGCAAACAACAAGUCCAAUGCCAAAGAUCCGCUGAGACCCCGGCGCAAGAAGGCGCGGAGGGCGUGUUUUGCCUGCGACGAGAGACCCUGCAAUCGCUGUAUCAAGCGUGGCCUCCAAGAUCACUGCAUGGAUGGUGUCCGCAAAAAGGCAAAGUAUCUCCAUGAUGCACCAGACGGUGCUCUCAUGCCCGGAGUAGGCGGCCAUUACCCAUAUAUGAAUGGAAAUCGUCCUACUCCCAUUCCUACCCAGGACACUCAGACGGUCGCCGUCUCACCCCCAGCCAACAUGUACCCUCAGGGCCAACGAGGCACUUUCUAUCCAUCCAAUUCAAUACCACCCCAACUACCCGUCACACAAGACGCACGAGGCUUCAGCAACCAGCAGUCGCCAAUAUCUCCCUCUUUUAACCAGACGACGGCACAGAGUGAUCCGAGCACAAUACCUCAAGCUCAACCAGACCAGCUGCAGCAGUUUGGGCCCUUGUUCGAUCCAAGCGAUCCAGCCCUGUUCAACUUUGACAUUUCGAGCCUCAACUUUGGGAACCACUAUGGCGCGCUAGAGUUUGGCAUGCUCGGCCACAUGUCGUCAGGCGCGGUAGAAACCCCACAUGACAAUGGCAUGAUGAACGCCAUCAACGGUCCUGUCAACAUGUACAACCAACCCUUAUCCUCCGGUUACGGAGAUCGAAAUAAUUCUGGCGUAAUGGCAUUCGGCCCGAAUGGCCUACCAUCGGGCGAAUGGCAGGAAUCGCAUUCGCGACAGGGUAGCAUGCACGCUCAGACAAAUGCUUCUAUUGGCUCGAAUCAUGACCAUAGUCAUCGGAGCGACAGCCUCAAUGGACCUCACGCAUUCGCCAUUGGACAAGGACCUGGCACUCACUCAUCCGCAAGCCCGGCGUCCACGGAUGCAUCUACCUUUGAAGGUGACAAUCCACUGGCGGCUGCAGCCUUCUUUGCCAAUCCGCAUCGGCCGCAUGCACAACGUUCGCCUUUGGUAAACCGAUCGCAGCAGGAAAACAAGCAUCCAAAUUCCGCACUACAUUCAUUACAUGCCAAUGGCAUCCGCAAACGCCAGCGAGAUACCAAAAGCAUCUAUCAGGGCAUCACCAAGCCCUAUGACUAUGUCAAGGGCUAUCAUAGGCUCUACCAGUUGAUUGACAAGAAAUACUCUCGGCAAUGGGUUGCCAAAGCCCAGCAAUACUUGCAGAAUUAUCGGCCGGUGCUACUCCAAGUCCGGGAGGAGCUGAACAGAGAUGAUUUGAUUCACCAAGAAAUGGGUCUUCAGCGCCAUCUUAUGACACUCCAAGAACACUUUGCAGAAGUCGGCACACCGUUCUUAAUCUGCAGGCGCUCGGGUGAGAUUGUCGGCAUCAACAAGGAAUUCACCAUACUCACCGGCUGGAAGCGCGAAGUCCUCCUCGGUCAAGAACCAAACCUCAACGUCAACACUGGCAUCAACCGCGACUCAAACGAAAGCGACACGUCGACGCAAAACACGACACCCAACCUUGCAGCCCAAGACAGCGAGACCGCUACGCCCAGUGUCAACAUCAUCGAGCUCAUGGACGCACGAUCAGCCCUCGAGUUCCUGCAACACUUUUCCGAGCUCUGCUACCAGGACCCUCGCGGCUAUGCCUCCCAGCGCGUCAAUAUGCUGCGGUACCAGACCAAGGCAGACGUAGACCGCCUACAGGAAAUGAAGAGUGUGAAUGCGGGUGGUGACGCAAAACAUGAUCCACUAGUUAAAAUGGAAGGCGGCGCCGUGCAUCAGGGCGAGAGUGCCAUGCAGCGACUUGGAGCCAAGAAUGGCAUGGUGGACUGCAUGAUUUGGUGGCAUAUCAAGCGCGAUAUUUUUGAUAUGCCUGUGCUUGUUUGUAUGAGUGUUAUGCCUGUGCUAGAUAAAGGUCUGCAAUAA